Molecule: messenger RNA, 2664 nt
Organism: Ornithorhynchus anatinus (platypus)
Lineage: Eukaryota; Metazoa; Chordata; Mammalia; Monotremata; Ornithorhynchidae
Gene: MBTPS2
Product: membrane bound transcription factor peptidase, site 2
Exons: 11
Coding region: 55-1548 (497 amino acids)
Biological process (GO): membrane protein intracellular domain proteolysis; regulation of response to endoplasmic reticulum stress
Cellular component (GO): membrane; cytoplasm
Molecular function (GO): protein binding; metalloendopeptidase activity
Source: RefSeq, a predicted model, not a curated record
UUCCGGCCCCGCCGCUCCGGUAGGGCAGGGGCUGGAGCCGGGGCGGCCGCCGCCAUGAUCCCCAUCCCCGUCGUGGUGCUCGUGCUGGGGGGCUGGUGCGCCGUCUACCUGGCCGACACCGUGCUGAAGACUUCGGCGUCCCUGAGGGCUUCGUACGAAGAGAGGCUGGCGGCCUACGGACUGAACGUCUCUCCCUUCCACAUCCGCUGGCAGACGACUCUCUUCAACCGCCUGUUUUACGCCUGGGGACGCUGGAGACCCGGCCUCCUUUACCGAUGGUUCAACCUGGGAAUGGUUUUCGGGAUCGUGGCCAUGUUCGGCUCCGUCCUCCUCCUCGGGAAGACCCUGGUGCAGACGCUGUCGCAGAUGAUGGCCGAGACGCCCCCGGCGCCGCACGACCGCGUGCUGCAAGUUGUGGUUCCCGGGAUCAACCUGCCCGUGAGUCAGUUGACGUAUUUCUUCGGCGCCAUCCUGGUCAGCGGCGUCAUUCACGAGAUCGGCCACGGGGUCGCGGCCAUCCGGGAACAGGUUCGAUUCAAUGGCUUUGGGAUUUUUCUCUUCGUCGUUUAUCCUGGAGCGUUUGUCGAUCUCCUCACCGCCCACUUGCAACUCGUGUCGCCCGUCCAGCAACUGAGAAUAUUCUGUGCGGGCGUCUGGCAUAAUUUCGUCCUGGGAGUUGUGAGUCUUGCCGCUCUCUUCCUGAUGCCCGUGAUAAUGUUCCCGUUUUAUCACACGGGCGUCGGGGCCUUAAUCACUGAAGUCACCGAGGACUCACCAGCCAGCGGACCGAGGGGCCUGUCCGUGGGGGAGGUCGUGACCGGCCUCCAAGACUGUGCCGUCGGCAACGUGGAAGACUGGCACUACUGCCUCGGAAUGAUCUCCCGGACCCCCCAGACGGGCUACUGCAUGAGCGCUGCAACUCUGCAGCAGUUCAACUUCCCGGCGAGAGUGUACAAGCGGCUGGAUGGCUCGGUGGAGUGCUGCAACAACGAGAGCCUGACGGACGUCUGCUUCUCCUACGGCCAGCCGGAGAGCCACUCGCUUCGUCCGCAGCACGCCUGCCUCCCGGCCCGGAGAGCGAUCGAAGCCAACCGAGUGUGUCGGAGGAACCUCGACUGUCGAGGGGGGCCGCUCCCGAGCCUCUGCGUCACCCCUUCUUUGGAAAACCAGACCCGGUUGAUCAGGGUAAAGCACCCGCCUCAGGCGGACAUGUUGUUCGUGGGAUACCCGCAGCACCUUCAGUACACGGUGAGCCUCAGCAGUUUUAUCCCCCGAUGCAGCUUUAUAAAUCUAGAUUUGCCUGUGGUGACGGAGACAUUUUGCAAAUACUUGAUCUCACUGUCGGGAGCCCUCGCCGUCAUCAACGCCGUCCCCUGCUUCGCCCUGGAUGGCCAGUGGAUCCUCACCUCGUUUCUGGAAGCCACUCUGACCUCCCUGAUUGUGGAAAAACAGAACCGGGAGCUGGUGGGCUUCUUAAUCUUGCUGGGCGGCAGCACGCUUCUGGCCGCUAACGUGGCCCUCGGACUCUGGCUGGUCACCGCCCGGUAACGGACGGGAUGCUCGGAGCCGGCGGAGCGAGCCAGAGGCCGCCGGCCCCGGCGGGGGGCGGGCGGCGGCCGCCGUCGCCCGCUGGAAACUUCCUUCGGAAUGGAAUCGGAGAAGCACUGGAGACGGUCGGGGAAGAGGGAGAGAGAUUUCCAGAGCGAGACGGGGAGAAAGAUUGAGAGUUCAAGGAAGAGGGAGGGCGAGAUUGAGGGAGGAGGAUUGAGAGAGUGAGGCAGAGAUUGAGACAAAGUGAUGGAGCGAGAACUACCUCGAACCUUCAGUGGUAUCAAAUAAGAAGACUCCCGCACGAUUCUGAGCCCAACGCAUCAUCGGAAAGAACCCGGCUCUUACUGCUGAAGCCCAGGGCCGUUCCUACAAGACGGAUCACGGGGCUAGGGAUUAACUCUGGGGGUUUCUCAGUCUUUAGAAGUGUAUGGUUUGAGCUCCUUUUCUGAUAUUAGACCCGGACAGACCUUCCGCCCGUUCGGGUGACGGCGUUUCGGUCCGGCGGGCUCUCCGGUGGAACCCCGGAAAACAGAGCUUAAUUGCACUUCCAAAAUCCGGGGGAGAAUUGGGGGUUCCUGGGCCGUUGAGCGAGGAAAUAUCAUUCUCAGUGUUCCCGUUCCGCUGCCGUUACCGCCGCAGAUUUCCCGAAGAAUUACGGCAGCCGUUCACCGCUGACUUUGUCCUAAACGCAAGGGUAGGUGAGAGGUCAAUCGAUGGGACGCAGCCUCUCUAACGGGACGCUCACGGUUUUACGUGGUGGGGACACCCUGGGGAGAACUGAAUGAUUUGGGGUGACCGCUUGUUCUCCCAAACUGAAAUAGAAAGACUCUUGUGCCUCACCACGUGACUUUGAAUCAUCACUGUCAUCUUCUGCUAGUAUUUAGUACAAGUUCGCGGACUUUGGGAGCUCGUUAACGCUUCGGGGAUCUUUUAGGAAAGACCGCAAAGGAUUUUACUCUUUUUUUUUUUUUUUAAAAAAAAAUUCCACGUCCAAAUUUAGAGCCUUCAUAAUUUCAGAGAUUUGGUUUGGGGUGAUGAAUGCCUAUAGACUGGAAUCGACAUUUGGGGUUUUAUACUGCUUAUUAAACCUUUUUGUUCCUUUUUUCUUUUUAA